AUGCCUAAUUCGGAUGAUUCGCAAUCACCGACUGCUUCAAAUAUACGUAUUGAGAAAGCGGAGAGCGAGGAUGAAAAUGUUUCGAAUGAAGGGGCAACAAGCCUUCAUAGUGCAUCAAUAAAUGAGGAUGUAGAGGAGAACGGCAACCUUCCGAAUUAUACACGAGUACACGUUGAGAGUGCAUCAGAGGAUGAAGGAGAAGUAGGGGAGGUUGAGGAACCUUCUGCGUCUUCACAAAAUAGCCAAACUUCAGGAAAUUCCUGGGAGAUCCUUAGCGACGGCGAGAUCCCUCCCACGACUGUGCAUCCUGAUGACUCUGCGAGCCGAGCACCAAGUCAUCGUGGAGAGCCUGGAAAUGAAAGUAUAGAUUCCUUCGAGGACUUGAGACCUUAUGGAGGAUAUGGAUCACCGCCCCAAGCUGGAUAUUCGCCACAUUACGCGCCAUAUUACCCACCACUGCCACCGCCAAAUCAGUAUUAUCCUAAUAAUUUGAUGCAUGACCCUUAUUAUGCCCCUCCUAUCUAUCCGCCACAACAUCAAUUCGUGUAUUCUUUACCAAAUUCAAACAUACCAUUCCCUAACCAUUACCCUGAUACCUAUUCCCUAAUUCAUCCUCCUGGCCAGAGAAGGAAUACCUUGGCCACAAAUCCUUCCCCUCAUUUUUCUGGUCAUUCCCAACCACAUCGGCUUCGUUCAAAUUCGACCGCAAUCGAUAGUCGCUCUGGCAGAAACGUUCUAGAUGAUCAAUUUGACGACGAAGAACUUCCCGAGCAGCUUGACGGAGAUCAAGUUCACCCGCACAAUAAGAUACUACCUCGACAGGGUACGGGAGAGCUGGGCCGCUCUUACGGCAGUGGAAAGCGCGUUCGCUUCAAGGUAUUAUUGCGAUUGCAAAGCUUACCUUUGAUCGAUGAGGAGAAGGGAAUUGGCGAUCUAGGCUAUUCACCCUCAAGAUCGACCAAUUACAAUUCAAGAGUGCAUUUGCAUCAAGAUCUUUUUGAGAUUGUCCAAACUCGCUGGACCCCGAAUGAUGACGGCCAAGAAGAUGUUACGCUUACCCUCAAGGACGAUGCUCCGAGAGAAGAAGAAGCAAACGAUCAAGUGAUCAAGAUACCUGGUCUGAAGAGUACCGAAAUCGCCCUUGCGAGUCGUCUCCUUAACCGAGUGAGGCGAUAUGAACAGCGUUACAUACAUGGUAGAUUUCUUGAGCCAAUGACACUGAUCUAUGACGGUGAAGAUCCCUCCCAUGCAGUCGAACCGUUAAUCGGCACCGUCACUUUCAUUUGCUUUCCUUUCUUCGACUCUGACGACUUGCUGAAGCCUGAUGAUGGGUUUCAUGAUCACCAUGCUCAUCGCGUUCGAUCUCUGCUGCAGACACAAUCGCGUCUGGAGUCUACCUCGCAGCGCGAUGAAGAUCAAGUACUGAAGAAGUUGAAGAGCAAAAGCAGCUUGAAUGGCAUUCACUUACCACAGAUCUGGGCACUGAUCAUAAAUCAAAAACCUUGUGGAACAAGUUACUGGACCACAAUUCGUUCCUCCCCUUGGAGUGCCAUCCUCAUCAAGGAACAGCUGUUGAAUAACGGGGCACUGUACAAGCUUGUAGACAGAUCUGAUGGCGAAAUUGCGUAUGAGGAAUCUUGGCCAGAUAUGCUGCGCAGCAAGAAGAGUCAGUCUCUUUGUCUGGCUCUGCAAGAGAAGCCAAGGAUGAGUGCCCCAUUUGCGCCUUCGAUUCGUUCAACAGGUUCGAUGUCGGAAGAUGAGGAUUUGACAGAAGACAGCGAGUCGCUGAUGACUAUCUCUGUGGUACCUAGCGCGAUGAAGUCGCCACAUACAAACUAUCCACCUGUCGUUUUCCGGGCGCAUGAACCGUCACCAUUCCGACCAGCUUCCUUACACCCAUAUUCGGUAGGCCCCUUGCUACAGCAUCAACCCUUUGAGAAUCGACUCCAAGAAGUGCCUCAGCAACUUCCUCCAAAUGGAAUUGUGGGUCAGGAGCCUCAAAUUAGCACUCCGAGCUUAUAUGGACGCCCUUCAGUAUCAGCUCUCAAAAAAAAUGCCGAAAAUGAAGAAAUUCAAGCGCAACAACCGGUCGCUCCUCUGCAGAGCUCUAGUUCAAAAGGCAAACAAAAAUUGCAGAGAGAGCCUAAGUCCGUAUCAUUUGCCUUAGCUGGACAAGGGGAAUCGGAGAAUGCGCGGCCAAAUACUCAACGGCAGCUUAGUGAUCAUUCUUCUGAUCCAGCACAGCGAAUGCCACCCAUCCUACGAUCGCCCAAUAAAAACCCCGAUGUUCGAACACAAGAAAUGCCUCCUAUUCGACGGCCGCCGGAUGCAUAUUCCCAUGUUCAAACACAGCAGACCCAGCAACUAGCCAUGCGAAUGUAUCAGCCAUCAGCGCAGUACCAAAUGCCUCAAUACUCACCUCCUCCUCUGUAUCCAUGGCAAUAUGAGGCGCAAGCCUUUGCUCCAGGUUCUGCGUACUUAAGCCCUGGAUUUGGUCAAAGUUUGUCGCCGCCAUAUUCUAGCAUUGUCCCAGCAAGCGGUCAUUAUCCUUUCCGAAGAUAUCAGCUACCGACGCCAAAAAUGACGGAUUUAGCUUACAUACCCUCGCGAAAGUCUGUAUCCGCCUCUUUGCCUAAUCGAAACGAGUCUCACAGAGAAUCCGAUGCAAAAGCUAAUAAUCGAAGUCAAAUAUCAAGUACAUUUCUAGAUCAUCGCAACUCACAAUCAAAGCAUACUUCUUCAGAAAGCAACAAGGCAAGAUGUCAAAAAUGGAAAAGGAUUUGUGAUCAAGUCUUAGCCAGUCGCCGUGAGAUGGUCGAGUUUCCGGAGCCGCCGGACUGGCCCUGCCGCUUACAUGACAAGUACAAAAAAGGCCGGGCCCUUAAAGCUUGUGUAUGCAACCUCAGAGAAGUGUAUGAAAUUCUAGGCUACCAACCAAACACGUUGAGACAUGAACGUAUCCGUUGGCAUCCAGACCGAUUUCCCAUCGAGUUCCAGAGAAAAGCAGAGGAACUAUACAAGGAGCUCGAAAUAAUUAUUCCGAAUAUUCAAGAGCCACAAGCGAUUACAACUCCAGACCGAGUGAAAACCAUCGCGCUACCUGAAACGUCUAAUACAAUAUCAAAAGACACAAAUGAUGCCGUUAUGAAUCGUCCUGUCAAGGUUGACAGUCCCAUGUCUUCGGUUUCUGGGACUAUACUGAGCGAACAGCCGACGGGUGCUUUAGUACAUCAACCUUCAUUGUCUGUUGAUCUCAUUAAGGAAGACCAGUCAGCUUUGAGGAGCACAUCUGAGUCUCUGCUUACUGUAAAAGACAAUCAAAACACUGGGACAGAUGAACAAAGUUUCGAUGUGUUUCAGUACCUCGACGACAGCUGGAAAACAGAUUCUGAGCCUGAUACAUGGGAUAUCAAUUCUCACCUUGACACAUGGGAAGUUAAUUCUGAAGAAUCUGAUUUUCGCAAAUGGAACGUUCUACGGUAUCUUGACGACAGCUGGAAGACAGAGACUGACCCAAGCAUAAAGGAUACAGAGAUUGUAGGCAAUGGCGGCCUUCCAACGAGCGAACGAGAAGUUCAAAAUGAGAGUGACGACCGGCUUCUGUCAGGUGACCCCUCCCUUGAAAUCCUGACUAAUAAAGUAGGCGCUGCCGGACAACCUCGGCAACUCAGUAUGAAUGAGUCGGAUCGCAUCAUCGAGUCUGUCAAUACUCUACCUGACGACGUUCAACGCAGCUCAGCAACAAGCAGCUUCCAAGAGUCUGUGUUAAAUAUCAAAUCGGAUUUGCAAGCCACUGUUGAAGAUGCAUCGGACGAUGAGGAACUAGGCCCGAGGCACAAGAAAUCCAAGGAAGCUCAGCCCACUCACUUGAGCAAGAAAUCUCCCAAGUACAAGCGCAGACACAACUUUGACACCAUUGGUCCCGGCGAAUCUCGAGCAAAAGACUCAGUCCAUAGUGAAACCCCUUCCCAGGAGGGGAACCUAGAAUCUCACGAACGGCGGUCCGAGUAUUCGCCUACUGGGAGCCCCUUUACCCGAAUUGGGAGCGUAUUAUCAGACUUUGCCGAGACCUCUAAUGCCCAGAAAGAUCCGGGAAACGCGAUUUUCUUAUGGCCCACUGGUCAAUCAUCCCUUGACGCAGUGUCUCAAGAUGAUGCAGACUUGUCUGAUGAAAAUGAGUUCGAUCCAUACUCUCUGAUUUAUCGUGACUCCCAAGACCGUCCUUCAACCGGACGAAGGUCCGGCCAGUGGAGCAAGAACGAAAAGACCCUCAGAAUCGUUCUUGAUGAAUGCCAUGAGCGUCUUCAAAAUUCCAAACUCGGGGAAGAGUCAUCGGUCUAUAAAGCCGUAGCUGAGAAAGAUGAAGGCAAUGUUACUGAACUUGCAGGCCUUGUAAAAGAAACGGCUGACGAGAGCGAGGGCAAGGAACAACCCAAGUCGUUUGACGACGCGGCAGAAUUUAAGCUGCUACGUCAGAAAGAGGGCAUUUUCGUACUUGCUACCAGGUUGUUGCGGGCUUUUGUCCCUCAAGGAUAUGAAGUUGAAAUCCUGAAGAAGUAUUGGGGAGCUGUAUGGAAAGUCCUGAUCAUCGCAGAGGCAGCAAACGAUCUCAAUGACCUAGAAGCCCGUCUUUGGAGUUUCCUCAAGCUCAUCCAGAGCAUGCUGCUCGGGGUCCGGACUGUUGAUCGUCAGCAUAAAGUACAUUACCAGAUGCCAAGAGCCCUUCCAACUGCCUUCCGACAUCUAGUCAUGGUCUUUGUAACAGCCCAGGCUAGACUGAAGUCAAGAGGUAGACCGGAAAAUAUCAUGCACUGCCAAAUGUUCGAGAAGUCUUUGGCAGAGUGCGGACAAUGCCUACUGGAAGGUAGGAAUCAACUCAUUCUUAUGGUACAUACAGACGACUAUCGUGAGCGUGCUGGAUACGAAGCGAUCGACUCUACGGCAUUGCUGAGCACCAUGAUGCGUAACUUGAUGGAGAGAUCCCUCACGAAAGAUAAAUUGCAUAUAACGGAGCUUUACAGCGAGUACACGACAAAAAUUCAAUCACUCGUCCGUCACUCAGCAAGUGUCAGUGUAUACACAGAUAUAGAGCUACUGACCGAAGAACUUGACGCAAUCAAGAGUAUUCUAAGCCAGCAGACUGCAACGCUAAGUGAUUUCAAAUACGCUCUCCAAAGCUAUGAAGGCACUUCGGAGCUGGUAGAUGUUGUUCUCGACCGCAUGCUCACGCAGCUGAGGAUGCAAGGUGAAGAUUUCAAGGAACUAUCUCGCCAAGCUGAGCUUGCGAGACACAGGGCCGCUCAAUCUAUCUCGCUUAAGGCCGAAUCCAAUAACAAAGCCAUUUUAGUCUUCACUACUGUCACCAUCAUUUUCCUGCCUCUCUCCUUCGUGACGAGCUUUUUCGGCAUGAACACAGUCGACAUGCGCAACAUAAAUUCUAGCCAAGGGUUGUUUUGGGCCACUGGCUUGCCCCUGACACUCUUUGUAUUGGGCGCAGCUUGGGUCGUUGCAUACCACGGAGAGCUUGCAUCGCUUGGCCUGACUUUCAAAAGCAAGCCCUAG
Molecule: messenger RNA, 5562 nt
Organism: Bacidia gigantensis
Lineage: Eukaryota; Fungi; Ascomycota; Lecanoromycetes; Lecanorales; Ramalinaceae
Exons: 8
Coding region: 1-5562 (1853 amino acids)
Biological process (GO): transmembrane transport; metal ion transport
Cellular component (GO): membrane
Molecular function (GO): magnesium ion transmembrane transporter activity; cobalt ion transmembrane transporter activity; magnesium ion binding
Source: RefSeq, a predicted model, not a curated record